This is a messenger RNA of Diutina rugosa, 285 nucleotides long. RefSeq lists its product as uncharacterized. The coding region runs from base 1 to 285 and encodes 94 amino acids. The transcript has a single exon. NCBI's taxonomy places the organism in Eukaryota, Fungi, Ascomycota, Pichiomycetes, Serinales, Debaryomycetaceae. The record is from RefSeq and is a predicted model, not a curated record.
AUGAUUUUACUCAAGUGGUUUGCGGGGCCCAACCGGUACUUCCAGGGUAAAAUGGGCGCAAAACGUCCGGCCGGCGCUGUUGGGAUCAAGCGCUCGAAGGCUAGAGCGACGCAGUUGGGACAGACGGCACGCGACGCUGAAACUACCAGAUUGGUAGCGAAAGUGGACGAGUUGAGAUGGGAAUUGGCUUAUUUGCGGGCAAGAGUGGUGAUAUUGGAGGAGGAGACGGCGGCAUUGAAGGACGCUAAGGUGAUAGCUGAAUUGUACGGCUUGUUGAACCAUUAG